AUGGAGAACAAAAGGACAAUCGAAGAAGAUGAAAUCGCGGAACAAGGAAGAGUAAGUGAACCAAAUUGGAGCGAGCGAGUGGAGGAUCUCGUCGCCGCCGGAGACGUCACGGCGGCGAUCUCGUUUCUCGAGUCUUUGGUGACCAAUCUUCAGUCGCGGUUCGGUUCUUCUUCCUCCUCCUCCGGUGAUAAUCACGGCGGAGAGAGAACGGAGUUUGGGCUUCAGUUAGCAGCCGCUCUUUCCCAAUUGGCGGAUCUCUAUUCUUCUCAGGGGCUCUCCCUCAAAUCCGAUGAGAUUCACACUCGUUCUUCCCUAAUCAAGCAACGAGCGCUGGAUUGUGAUCUUGCCUCUUCAAGAGGUUCCGGCGAUGCAGAGAAUCGAACUUCCAAUGGCCUUAACUCUGACCCAAAUGUCUCUCCUGCUAAUGGGAAAACGAAGAAUUCGACAAAAGACUCCAGCAAUAACUCCGCUGCUCAGGAUUCUUCAGAUGAUGACUGGGAAGCCCUUGCAGAUCGUGAACCGAGUAAAUUACUCUCGGUAGAAGAGUUGCCUGAAAUAUCAAAGCUUUCGGUUGAAGAACCUAAAGUUCAAGGACCUAAGAGGCGUGGAAGGGGAACUUUUACUUAUAAGAGGGAUAUGAUGUACAGUGAUCGAGACUUUUGUGAGUCAAGGUUUGAAGAUUCAGAAGACAAUGAUAUGUCUCGUGAUUCAGAGAAGAGUGAUGAAUCGCUGAAAUCUAAAUAUGGCACACGCCAUGUCCUCGUACUUGCUGGUUUUUCUCCAAGUUUGAGGACUACUGAUUUGGAAAAGCUUUUUGAGGACUUCAAAGACAGUGGAUUUAUCAUUCGUUGGGUUAAUGAUACAACAGCACUUGCAGUCUUCAAAACCCCGUCAACUGCUCUAGAGGCUUGCAACCGGGUUCAAUGUUCAUUCACCAUACGUGUUCUCGAUGAUCACGAUUCUCUUUUGAGCUCAAUUUCAGGGAAAGAUUUGGAACCGCCGUCUCAAAGACCGAAGACAUCAGCGAGAACAGCUCAACGGUUGAUUGCACACAGCAUGGGACUGAAACUACCGGCUUCUGGAUUCGGGUCUAGAGAGCUGCGAGAACAAGAAGCUGCUCGGAAAAACCGGAUUGUCACCAGGCAGAAACAACGGGAGGAUGCUUGGGGAGAUGACUGA
This is a messenger RNA of Arabis nemorensis, 1179 nucleotides long. NCBI's taxonomy places the organism in Eukaryota, Viridiplantae, Streptophyta, Magnoliopsida, Brassicales, Brassicaceae. The record is from the annotation of a GenBank genome assembly.